UUGCGGAUUCCGCAGUCUUAACAACAAUGCCCUUUCAAUCGUUUGCAAAUAUAGCGACUGGUGGGGCCUUCCGCUAAAUUCCCGCAAAAGAGAUGAAUUAAGUUUGCGGGAAGCUUGCAGAAAAUGUGGAUGCUUGUGCCUGGAGGUCGGAGGUGGCGCUGGGGGCACUGCGGCAGCGGGUCCACCUGCCGCACCACAAGGACUCAGACAAAGCAGCGGCGUUCAUUCAGGAACUGCGGAAGCUGAGGCUCCAAAUAGCCAAUUUAGAAAAGGAUAAGAAUGUUUAUCUUUUCAAUAAAAGGAAUGAGAGAGCAGAAUAUAGCACUCUUGAAGAGCUGGAACUGAAGAUGACAAAUAACAGGAAAACAGAACAGAUGAAAGUUCAACAGCAACUUGCAAAAAUACAUCAUAAUGUGAAGAGAUUCCAGGGACAGCUAAAAGACGUCAAGCCUACUCCAGAAUUUAUAGAAAAAUUGAGGGAAGUAAUGGAAGAAGUUGAAGAUGCAAUUAAUGUCUUCAAAGAAGAACAACGACAGCUAUAUGAAAACCUUCUGAAAGAAGAAAAAGUUGUUACUCAGGAAAUUUCAGCUGUGGAAAAGAAAAUGGAAAUAUGGGCCCGCAAUCUAAUUGUGAUUCCCAAAACUGCCUCAGCAAAAGGAUCAUCAAUAAAACCAGACAACGUGCUGGUAGAAAUUGCAGAGUUUGAAAAGUUCCUUCAGCAGACAGGACGCCAAGGUGGCUGGGAUGAUUUUGAUCAUAAGAACUUUCUCAAAGUAUGGAUAAAACACAAAGGGAAGCCUUCUUUUAUUGAUGAAGCUCUGCAGUAUUUGGUUGGAAGGACUCAAGAGGACAUAGUUCAACAUGAACAAUGGUAUCAAGAGUUUCUCUUUCUUGAAAAGAGGCAGAAAGAGGCUAUUCAGAAGUGGAAAACAGAGAAGCAACAAGAAAAAGUAAAGCUGAUGAGGAUGCAAGCACAAAGUGAAGCUGAACUAGAUGCCAAACAACAGGCAAAAGAAGAGGCUAAACGACUAAGGGUUGAGAAGGAGAGAAAAGAAAGAAAUUUCCAGCUCCAGUUGUGGAAGAAAGAAAAGGAACUGGAGUUUGCUCAAGAGAAAGAAAAACAAAUGAAGGAAGAAGCAGAGAAAAUGAAAAGGCAAAGAAAAGAAAACCAAAGACGGCUCAAAGUGAAAAAAAUACUUGAAGAUUAUGCUAAGCAAAAGAAGGAGGAAGAGGAGUUUCUGCAACUGGAGUCCCAAAUGAGGGAGCAAGCUGAAAGAGAAGAAAAACAACGGCUUGUGGCAAGAGAAAUUUCCAGGUUUCAAGAGAGAGAUUUUCACAAAUUGGAGUUCAAAUUAUCAGAGAAGCAAAUGAAGAACGAGAUGAGGGAUGAGCGAGAGAAGAGAUUUGCCAAGCUUAAAGAGAAGGUUGAAGCUCAAAUACAGCGUGAUCCAUCUAGACUUUUCAAACCAACCAAAGGUUGGGAGGAACACACAAAAGAUGUCGGGAAAAGUGAUGGUGGGCCUAUGCUGUAUCUUCCUCACCGAGCUAUUCCUAGUUGGCGGAAGGGGAUAUAAAAGUAUUGUUUUUCAAGUAAUUGGACUGUUCAGUAGUAGUAAUUGUAUGUAAUUUUCAUUAUUAAAUAAAU
Molecule: messenger RNA, 1645 nt
Organism: Pristis pectinata (smalltooth sawfish)
Lineage: Eukaryota; Metazoa; Chordata; Chondrichthyes; Rhinopristiformes; Pristidae
Product: coiled-coil domain-containing protein 112-like
Exons: 10
Coding region: 348-1574 (408 amino acids)
Source: RefSeq, a predicted model, not a curated record